Molecule: messenger RNA, 760 nt
Organism: Acanthopagrus latus (yellowfin seabream)
Lineage: Eukaryota; Metazoa; Chordata; Actinopteri; Spariformes; Sparidae
Product: glycoprotein hormone beta-5-like
Exons: 6
Coding region: 178-705 (175 amino acids)
Biological process (GO): regulation of thyroid hormone receptor signaling pathway; G protein-coupled receptor signaling pathway
Cellular component (GO): extracellular region; cytoplasm
Molecular function (GO): hormone activity
Source: RefSeq, a predicted model, not a curated record
UUCCAGCACAAAACAGUGCUACAUUCUGUCAGCUGUUCCAAUUCUGUUACACGAGGAGUCAAAGUCAAGGAGCAGACUCAAACUGUCUGGAGCUGUAAUCCAUCAAGUGUUGUGAGCGGCGGUCUCAUCACAGAGUGUCUGAACUGGCUGAAGUCUGCAUGUGAACCACACUGGGAGAUGCAGCCGGAGGAGUGUCCGUCCGCCCUAAUGGUCUCUAAUAACAACAACAAGGGCAGAUUGGUUCCAUUCACUGGCUGCUGUCGGGCAGAGACGCUCCGGAGUCCAGCAGCUCAGACCUCUGCAGGAUCUUCAGCUGAAAGCAUGCAUCUGCCCCUCUCUCUCCUCCUCCUCCUGGUUGCCGGGGCAGCCAUUGUGUGUGUCGCCGUGACGACGAGCACGCUUCAUGGUUUCCGAGGCUGUGCGGUGCGAGAGUUCUCCUUCGUGGCCCAGAAGCCCGGCUGCACGGGCCUGCGCAUCACCACGGAGGCCUGCUGGGGGCGCUGUCACACCUGGGAGAAACCUGUGCCCGACCCGCCGUACAUCCAGCGCCACCACCGCGUCUGCACGUACAGCCGGACCCGCCACAUGACGGCCCGCCUGCCGGGCUGCCGGCCCAACGUCUCCUCUCUGUACCACUACCCGGUGGCUCUGCAGUGCCACUGUGCCGUCUGCUCCACGCAGGACACCGAGUGUGAGACCUUCUGACGGCAGCAGCAGCCCACUGACCUGAACCAGCCUGAAUAAAAUCAUGAGACCGAGA